Messenger RNA from Gossypium arboreum, 960 nucleotides. Its product is annotated as methylesterase 10-like. NCBI's taxonomy places the organism in Eukaryota, Viridiplantae, Streptophyta, Magnoliopsida, Malvales, Malvaceae. The record is from RefSeq and is a predicted model, not a curated record. The transcript is spliced from 3 exons. Gene Ontology annotation, molecular function: methyl salicylate esterase activity; methyl indole-3-acetate esterase activity; methyl jasmonate esterase activity. Bases 114 to 899 code for a protein of 261 amino acids. Gene Ontology annotation, biological process: salicylic acid metabolic process; jasmonic acid metabolic process.
GCCUAGUAGGGCUUAUUAUAAGUAUAGAUAGAUAUGCCUAUUCGAUAACAGAAGUCCAUUUAAAGGAAGAAAUGCAUUAAUGGCAAACACAACACACUAACAGGAGACUAGAAAUGGAGAGAAAACAGCAUUUUGUAUUAAUCCAUGGAAGCUGCCAUGGAGCUUGGUGUUGGUACAAGGUAGUGAAUCUCCUUAAAACGGCUGGUCAUCAAGUCACGGCCUUGGACCUUGGUGCUUCCGGGGUUGAUCCAAAGCGGCUCGAAGAGAUUACUUCUUUCUCAGAUUACUUGCAGCCAUUGAUGGAUUUCUUUGCUUCUCUUCCUGAUGAACAAGAUCGGAAGGUCAUUCUUGUGGGUCACAGCUACGCCGGUCUAUGCAUUUCUCUAGCCAUGGAAAGGUUUCCCAAGAAAAUUUCGGUUGCAGUUUUUAUCGCAGCAUAUAUGCCUCAUCAUAGCUCUCCACCAGCGACUCUCAUACAAGAAUACUUCAAAAGGACUAAAGUGGAGUUUUUGAUGGAUUGUGAGUUCACAUUUAGUAAUGGCCUGGACAAGCCGCCAACGUCAGCUCUCUUUGGUCCAAACUUCAUGAAGGCCAUAGCUUAUCAACACUGCCCAUUAGAGGAUUUGGAGUUGGGGAAAAUGUUGGUGAGACCAAGCGGGCUGUUCGUGGAAGAUUUGGUGUCGGGGAAUUUGUUGACAGAAGAAAAGUUCGGGUCCGUGGAUCGAGUUUUCAUUAAAUUAGAAGGAGAUAAAGUGAUGAUGGAAGAGUUUCAACAGCUGAUGAUUCAAAACUCGCCCAAAGAUGUGAAGGUCAUUAGUGAAGCCGGCCAUAUGGUCAUGCUUUCCAAGCCCCAUGAGCUUUACCGGCUUUUACAAGACAUCGGAGACAAUUUCUCUUGAAUAUUACUCUUAUGUUUUAAUUAUUUAUUCCAUUUAUGGUUAUUGCUUAUUUCCAUUAUAA